CCAAAUUGCUGCGCUAUGCCCGGGCGAUGAAAGAUUAGGGUUCCGACGUUUCAGAGUCAAUCCAUUGAAGACCAACAGCACUACGUAGAGUCAACCUGAGCUAUAUAACGAUGAACGAGGCUAUCCACACCAUCGUACAUCACCCAUUGGCAGGCAUAAUCAUUUCCGAUGGCUUUCAAGUUAACUUCAAGAGGCAUGCCGCUUUAUGCGGCUAACUUGAUGUCAAUAGUUCUGGAAGGCAUUUUGUACGGUAGGUGUCGCAAUCGGCUUUUCAUUCCUCAUGUUCAUGGGUACCAUCUGGACAUUCACCCACAACGUCGCAUGCGGGACAUCAAUCGUCCUAUCGCCGCGGUUGCUACCCUGCUGUUCGUACUGAGUACUGUGCGCAUGGUGGUAGGCAUGAUUCACGUUGAAGAUGGACUGGUGAAGGAUCGCGACACGUUCAACCCCAGGGGGUCCUAGUCUCCCCUAGCCAGACCAAUCGAAGGACGAUAGUCGUUCCUAGGCGGUCCAGUGGCGUUCUUCCCGGACUUUGCCCUAAAAACAUUUUUGAUCAAGAAU
Molecule: messenger RNA, 561 nt
Organism: Suillus paluster
Lineage: Eukaryota; Fungi; Basidiomycota; Agaricomycetes; Boletales; Suillaceae
Exons: 4
Coding region: 169-462 (97 amino acids)
Source: RefSeq, a predicted model, not a curated record